Molecule: messenger RNA, 3489 nt
Organism: Leptonychotes weddellii (Weddell seal)
Lineage: Eukaryota; Metazoa; Chordata; Mammalia; Carnivora; Phocidae
Source: RefSeq, a predicted model, not a curated record
CCGGCAGCGGGCUGUGCCUCCGGGGCUCCAAAGGGCCCUCACGCACUCCAGCUGCUUAGAGUUUUAUUACCAUGUCCGCCCACGAAGAAGGAGGACGGGAUCCUCCCAAACCCAAGGGCAAGACCCUGGGGAGCUUCUUGGGGUCCCUGCCUGGCUUCAGCUCUGCCCGGAACCUAAUGGCCAGCGCCCACAGCUCAGCGAAAGAGGCCCAGCCAGUCGCCGAUCCUGCAGGAGCCUCUGCCCAGCCCCAGACUGAGGCAGCCACCAACCUGGAGCAGACGGCCCAUGGGGAGAAGCUACCACUCCCUUCAGAUAAGAUGACCUCUGGGGCAAAGGACCCGGUGUGCUCUAAGAUGACCAAGACCAAGGGUGCCAUCUCCUCUGGGAUGGCCAACAUGGUGGACACAGCUAAAGGUGUCGUGCAGGGAGGCCUGGGCAUGACCCGGUCUGCACUCACGGGCACCAAGGAUGCAGUGUCCACUGGGGUGACAGGGGCAGCGAACAUGGCCAAGGGCACCAUCCAGACUGGCCUGGACACCACCAAGACCGUCCUCAUGGGCACCAAGGAUGCAGUGUCCACUGGGCUCACUGGGGCAACGAACGUGGCCAAGGGCACCAUCCAGACUGGCCUGGACACCACCAAGACCGUCCUGACUGGCACCAAAGAUGCAGUGUCCACUGGGCUCACCGGGGCAGGGAGUGUGGCCAAAGGGACAGUGCAGACCGUUCAGAAUUGGUUACCUGGUACCCAGGACAGUGGACUCCCCAGUUACAGUGCCCCAGACAAAGGAGGGGAGCAAACUCUCCUGAGACCCCAGGAGGCUCUGUCCUCUGGGGUAUCCAGCGCCCCGGACACUCUCUGUACCGGCCUGGACCUUGCCAGGGAAGCCACUGCCGUGGCCACGGGCACCCAUGGGGCCACCCUGGGCAGGGAGGAUGCAGGACACGAAGGAGCCGUGAGCUUUGCAACGCUCCAGGACGAGCUGGGGGAGCUGGGGGAUAUCUUCCACCCCAUGGAUGCCGGGGAGCAAGCUCGGCUUGCUGCGUCCGAACCUGAGCCAAAGGUGCUCACGGCCGACCGCGGCAGCUAUUUCGUGCGUCUGGGUGACCUGGCCCCCGGCUUCCGCCAGCGGGCUUUUGAGCAUGCCCUGAGCCACCUGCAACACAGCCAGUUCCAGGCCAGGGCUGCGCUGGCCCAGCUGGAGGACUCCUUCGAGCUGAUUGAAAGGGCCAAGCAGGCUCCAGAAAGCCAGCCAUGGCUGGACCAGGGUCCGAGCAGCAGAGUGGAGGGAGCCGCUCCCCAAGAGGUGCCAGGCUCCGGGGCUCUGUCCAGGGCCUGCGGCCUCAUCCAGCAGCUCCACGUGGCCUACAGCACCCUGGCCUCCGGCCUCCAGGGCCUCCCCUCUGAGCUCCAGCAGCAUGUCGGGCAGGCGCGCCACAGCCUCUGUGAGCUCUACGGCCUCGUCUCCUCGGCCAGCUCCGUGGAAGAGCUGCCGGCACAGCGCCUGGCCCAGAGCCGUGGGGCCGUGGGCCAGGCAUGGCAGAAGCUGGAGCAGAUGCUGGAGAGUGUGCAGCACGGCCCGCCGCCCUGCUGGCUGGUGGGGCCCUUUGCCCUGCACCCCGCUGGGCAGCAGCUGUAGGUCCCUCCUGCCCACGGAGCCCUCCGCGGAGCCUUCUCCCCAGCCCAAACCAGUUCCAAAUCCCCGAAGGUCUGGACCCUGCACGCUGGCGCUGCCUAGCACCCGUGGGGGGCACCCAGGACUUUGAGUUCAGCCGCACCGCACACCCAGCUCUGGCCCUGCCUACGCCGUCCACCCUUUCUUCCCAAGCACCGCUGGGCCUUCUCCUGCCCCAGGGGCCCAGGGCUGCUAAGACCGCUGACAGAGGGCCUUCCCCUAAAGGUCUCAAGCAAGCACUCCAAUUAGAAAAGAGAAGUGGAAACAUGCCUAGGUCUAGAAGGUUCUCCAGUCAGCAGCCUCCACGAGGCACCCUUUCAUCUUUGGGGCAGCCCAGUCUAGGUCCUUUAGCUACGGGCACAGCAGGUGCUCCUCCAUCCUGGGCUCCUGGAGCACCGUCCUCACUCCAGAAGCAUACACCCCAGCCCUCAGCAAACUGUGUUCCAUUGUACCAGAAGGUACCAGAAUGCCACUGUCACCCAGCGUGGGCUCCCGCUGCCUCUGCUGACACCCAGUGUGGCCUCGGCCCACCCCCAGAGCUGAUGAUUUGUGGUCCCCAGGGCCCCUGGGCUGAGGAAGGAACGAGAGGUGUUUCCCGUGGGGGAUGGGGCCCUAGGGGGUAUAUGACAAAAUGUGCUCAACACGGUCCCACACUCACCCCAGGCUGGAGAACACGGGCUGGGACACACACAGCGUCCCCUCUUUCCCAGCCACACUGUCCCUAAAUGCCCAGGGCAGCCACGCGAGAUGGGUGGCACGUGAGGAAGCUGAGGCUCCCCCUCACUGGACCUCACCUGUCCUCCAGCUGGGGGGAGCCCUGCCAAGGAAGCCCUCAUAUCCCACCCACAACCCCCCCAAUCAGGCUACCUCCCUCCGUUAAGGAGGGCUUGAGGUGCCCUCAUACCAGCCCCCUCUCAGAAACUAUGGAGCGCUCCAAGCUCAGGACACGAGGCCAGCCUUCCCCAAAGGGUCGUCAUUAGUUCCCAGGAGCCGGCCAUGGUGAGACGCGGGGAUGGGUCCAGAAGCCUCUGGGGCCCCUUCCUCCUCAGUCUCCACCACAGGUGGAGGCGCUGGGCACACGGCCAUUCACGCCAACUGAGCAGUCACUGGAGCUUCAGUCCAGCCAGACCAAAUGGGGGGGCGCCAGGCUCAGAAGUCCCACACCGCACCACAGCCCCGGCUAGGAUGGAGGCACUUGACGAGGGGCAGGGCGGAGGACACACGGUGGACCCCACUGUUGAUGCAGGUGCCUGGCUGGGAACCACAUACACGUCUGUCCAAAUCCAUGUGCUGGCCCUGGGAGCCUGGGGCCACUUUACAGGUGAGGAACGAGAAGCCCAGAAUGGGAGUGCCACUUGUCCAAGGUCACAGAGCAAGGCCUGCCCCCAACACUCACAUCCUCUGAACAUCAAGGACAACGGCCAGCCCACAGCACCCCCCAAAGCCUAAAUGGCUUGAAUGCCCUAAGCUGCUGCUUCUGGGGACCCUGGGUCUUCCCUGCAGCCCGGCCAAGAGCAGGAAUGGGAGCAAGGCCUUGCAAGAAUGUCUGGGCUCUAGGAUGCUGCACGCGAGAGGAUCAGACUGCAGCCUCUGCUUGAGCCUGCGUUACUUCUAAAAUGGCCUCCCACCUCCCCUCUCCCUCACCGUCAGCUCUGCAGGCCCAGGCCGGGCAGAGGCAGUGUCAGAACCGAGUUCACAUUCGCUGUGAACGGUGACCUUGUGGCUUAAACCCUCUGUCCCUGGAGGGGCCCUAGACAGCUACACCAGCAAUCCUAGAAAACCAAGCCAAUAAAAAUGAUUUUCAUUAAAAAAA